UCGAUGGAGGUAUUGGUUAUCGGCCCGGUGAGGUCUCGUGACUCAGCGGCUCCGUUUCCGCUUCAGUUUGCGGAGAAACGAAAACGAAAGUGAUCCGAGCUGAGCCAAUCCGAUCCGAGCCGCUCCUCAGUCCGCCUCAGAGCGUCGGAGCCUCGGAGCCGAGUGCAUCAUGGCCGAGUGUCCGCCGGUGGCCGUGGAGGGCGACUGGAGCCCGAACCAGAGCCGAACCGUGAAGAACAAGCUGCAGAUCUACUUCCAGAGCAAGAAGCGGUCGAGCGGCGGAGACUGCCGCGUGGAGGCCGAGGACGGAGCCGCGAGGGCCGCCGUGUUCUUCAGGUCGGAGGAGGUGAGAGAACGAGUCCUCGCCAGAACCGACCAUGAGAUCGUCCUGGACAGUCAGACCUUCCAGCUACGGCUCAGUUCUGCAGCAGACCCAACGGACGGCGGCGGCGGCGGCGGUUCAGGCUCAGCGACAGAAUCAAACACUCUGAAGUCAGAAGGUGGAGCUGAAGACGGAGCUUCGUCUUCCAGCGACGACGACCGUCGGAGCGCCGCCGUGGUUCUGGAGAACGUCCCUGACAGGAUGUCCAGGGACCUGCUGUCCAUGCUGGUGGAGAACGUGUCGGGUCUGGACGACAGCAGCUACAGCCUGGAGGUGAUCCUGGAGUCCAGCAGAGCCGUGGUGUCCUUCAGCAGCCCUGCAGACGCAGACCGGUUCCUGGCCGUGAGCAGAACCAGCGCCAAGCUGCAGAAACACGGACUCACGGCUCGACGGCUGGAGGCGGCGACCAGCGUCCGGGUGGAGAAUCUUCCUCCGACGGCGGUCAAAGACCUGCUGGAGAUGUACUUUGAGAAGAACUUCGCUCUGCCGGACGACGUCGUGAUGAUUCCUGAGGAACAAGCUGCUGUCGUCACUUUCAGCGACCACAAAGCUGUGCAGAACAUCUGCAUCAAAGAAGACUGUCUGAUCCGCUCCAUCCCUGUCAAGGUGUACCCGUUCUACCAGUCGCUGGGAACCGCCUUGUACGGCGAAGAGCGACCGGCGUGGAAGUUGCCCGAGUCCUUCACUGAGAGCGUUCACCCCGUUGUCUGGAAGUUCCUCCAGAUGAAGAAGCUGUUCCAAAGCAUCAGCGAUCAGAUGCGUCCACAUUUCUGCAGCGUGGACUUGGACCAACCCGACGUGAAGCUCAGCCCUCUGCCCAGCUUUCUGAGACAGGCCGGUCUGACAGCGAAUCACGUCGACGGCUGGCAACGUAGCGCCCUGGACGCCUUCCGCCGCCUGAUGUCCCAGUACUCGGCCUUCGAGUGUCAGGCCAAUGGGCCUGCGUGGAAGAUUGCAGAGAAAGACGUCCGUUCGGUCCUGAGAGAAGACGGCGUCCCGGUGCUGGAUGCUUCCAGGGGGGUUCUGACGGUCGCCGGCCGAGCUGACGAUAUGAAACAAAUCAGGGCUUCUGUGGAGAACAUUGUUCUGAAAGCCAUGAGUGUCAUUGAACGGCAGACGAACGGCGUCUCUGAGGUCAUGCCUCUGUCUCCGGCCAUGUUCUACAUCCUGAAGCAGGAGGGGCUGAACAGAGCCGCCCAGGACAUCUCCCCGGACAUGAACCUCUCCUAUGAUGACGCCACCCAGCAGCUGACCAUCGCUGGACUCCCUGCGGAGGUUUUCGAGACCAAGGCCUGGAUCCUGGAGAGGAACAUGAACAUGUGCAAAAAACAGCUGAACAUCCAUCCUUGUCUUCUGAACUUCCUCGGGACAGUAGAUCACACAGACAUGUCCCAGGACCUGUUCACGUCCCAGGGCAUCAGCGCCAUCUACACCGUCGACAACAAAGGGCUUUUCCUGCUGGGAAGUUCCGACAGAAUCCUCGCUGAUGCAGAGAGUAAGAUGAAGGCGGUUUUGGCCCAGCAGAUUCUGGAUGUGGAGGACCAAGAGGUGAUGCAGCUUUCCGGCUGGAUGGACCUGAAGCAGCAGCUGCUGGACACCUACAGCUCCUCCAAGAAGAAAACUGUGGCCAUUCAGACCAACUCAGACAAAGUGAUGGUUGCCGGCUUUGUGAGUCCCGUCAGAGAGGUGAGCCGCAGUCUGAAGGAGUUCAUUACAAACUACUCAAGAGUUCAAGAAGCGGUUCGCGUUGAAUCCUGCGCUGUUGUUCAGUUCAUCAACAAGAAGAAAACACAGGAUUGGUCCAGUAUCUCCAGAGAUAACAACGUGGCAGUCCGCUUUGAUCCGGAGAGGCCGAGAAUCAUCCUCGCUGGGGCUCGUCUUCACGUCCAGAAAGCCAGAUCCUACUUUCAGGAGCUGGCGAGUGCUCUCUGCACUGACACCCUAACCGUGGACAAGCCUGGAGCCAAGAAGUAUUUCCAGUCUUCGGGAGGCUGGUUCCUGUCGACCAUCAUGACAGAGUUCAGCUGUGUGGUGGUGCUUCGCCCAGAGGUCCAGGACGAAGACGAGGAAGAAAACUAUGAGGGAGAAAACAAUGUUUGUUACUGCAAAGUGAAGACCACCGGCAGAGUUCUGGUUUCUGUCAGCAAGGCAGACAUCUGUAGCUUCAGCGUCGACGCUGUGGUCAACGCAGCCAACGAGGACUUGAAGCACAUCGGCGGCUUGGCUUUGGCUCUGCUUCAGGCUGCAGGACCAGAGCUGCAGAAGACCAGCGACGACUACGUGGCUAAAAACGGACCUCUGCGUCCGGGCGACGCCAUGGUAACGGGUGCGUAUAACCUGUCCUGCAAGCACAUCGUGCAUGCUGUCGGUCCGCGGUUCUCCGACUUCGACAGGAAGACUUCGGUGUCGCGUCUGAAGACGGCAGUUAAAGAAAGUCUGAGACAAGCGGAGGCAGUGAACUGCUCCUCCGUCGCCCUGCCGGCCAUCAGCUCGGGGGUGUUCGGAUUCCCGGUCCAGCUCUGUGCCGAGACCAUCGCUCAGGCGGUGCGGGAAUACUGCGACAGUCCGCAAGGUCCGCGGUCACUGACCGAGGUUCACCUGGUGGACAACAAGGAAGACACCGUCAGAGUCAUGGCUGCAGCUGUCAACACCGAGUUCAUCGACCUGGAACCGACCAUGACCGUCCCACCGCCGGCCGCCGGCAGAGGCACCAGGGCUUCUGGCGGCGCCCAGCGAGGUCGAGGUCGAGGUCGAGGAGGAGGUCGAGGAGGUUGGUCUGGUGAAGCAGGAGGAAGAGGAGCUGGAUUUCAGGGCAACAGAGGAGGUCAGAGCCGGGGAGGACACAGCCGGCCUGGAGGGAGAGAAACGAGAACGGAGCAGAUCACUGCCGAGGGCCUGAAGGUGGUUCUCUGUGUGGGGAACAUCGAGCAGCAGAAGACCGACGUCAUCGUCAACACCAUCUCAGAGAACAAGAACCUGAAGCAGGGAGCCGUUUCCAAAGCCAUCCUGGAGGCGGCCGGACAACGGCUGCAGGUGGCCGUUCUCUCCGAAGCCUCCGCCGCGACGCUGCAGCACGGCGACGUGGUCGUCACCGACGGCUUCGGUCUCAUGUGCCGGAAAGUCUUUCACACCGUUUGUCCUCCUUGGGACAACAGAGGCGGACUGGCAGAGGAGGAGCUGGUGUCCAUCGUCAGGUUCUGUCUGGACGAGGCGGAGAAGCUUCGCAUGGCGUCGUUGUCCUUCCCGGCCGUCGGAACCGGAAACCUGGGCUUCCCCAGAGACGUGGUGUCCAGAGUCCUGCUGGGCGAGAUCCGCUUGUUCAGCCGCACCAGGACGCCCCAACACCUGAAGGAGGUGGCCGUCGUCGUUCACCCCUCCGACAGCCCCACCCUGGAGUGUUUCAGCAGAGAGUUUAAAGCUCCGUCUGGUCCGAAGAAGGAAGCCGCCGAGCCACCUGCUGGUCGAGCCGUCAGCCAAUCACAGCCCUCGGCAGCAUCCAUCAGCCCCGUGUUGUCGCCGUCCCUCGGUGUGUAUCGGAUGCAGGUGGGUCAGCUGACCCUUGAGGUGUCGUCUGGUGACAUCACCAAGGAGGCCAGUGAUGUCAUCGUCAACUCGUCCAAUCAGGACUUCACGCUGAAAGCAGGCGUCUCCAAGGCCAUCUUAGACGGCGCUGGACAAUCAGUGGAGCUGGAGUGUUUGCAGAUCGGUGAGUUUCAUUCUCCUUCUUUCAUGUGGAUUUCAAGAAAUGAGCUCGAUUGUGUCAUUGUGCCUCCUGUCUUCAUCACCGUCAUCAUCAUCACCCGGCCAGGUCAGGGAGGCGUCUCCCCGUCGGCGGUGGCCAACGCCAUGGUGGACGCCGUGGUGGACUUUGUGAGGAAGAAGCAGCCGAGGUUCGUGCGCAGCGUGAAGAUCCUGAUCUUCCAGACGGCCAUGACGGCGGAGUUCCACCGCAGCAUGAAGAGGAGGCAGGGCGAGGAGGUGGAGGAGAAGAGCGUCUUCACCAGGAUCAAAGACGGUUUCACUUCCCUGUUCAGUGGACUUAUGGAGGACCAGCCUGGCGCCGAGAACCUGGUCCUGGAGAGGGAAGAGUUUGAGCCCGCCGUGUUCCAGCUGUGUGCCGACGACCACAAGGCCAUGAGUCUGGCGAAGAAACGGAUCACGGAUCUGACUGUGUCCGAGCAGGCGGAGAGAACCAUCUCCGACCCGUUCAUCGGCCUGCUGUCUCCGGCCGACGUGGAGAAGCUGAAGGCCCUGCAGAAGCAGCUGACGGUCAGCAUCCGGCUGGACAGACGGCCAGAGGACCAGGAGCCCCACAUCCACCUGGAGGGGCUGACCAGGGACGUGCACACCGCCGAGUCCGCCGUCAGAGACAUCAUCCGGAGGGUGGAGAGGGAGGAGAACCUGAAGAGCAAAGCCCUGCUGGUGAGCGGCCUGGUGGAGUGGCAGUUCCAGCACCGCAGUGGACCCAUGGUGCCGUUCGACAUGAACACCAACCUGAAGCUGGAGGAGGCUCUGGAGAGGAAGCAGACGGUGAAGGUCCAGAUCAACAACCAGACGUUCACGGCCAACCCGGCGAAGAGACAAGCGUCCAGCGGCAGCAAAGUGGUGGAGCUGCUGAGGAGAGAGGUGAAAGAUGAAGCCGCUCUGCCGUCGCACUGGGACGACAUGAAAGGAGACAUCGUGAAGCUGGUGACGGUGGCUCCAGGAUCGAAGGAAUACGGCGACGUGCAGAAAGAGCUGACAAAGACGGGCCUCGCUCCCAACAUCAUCAGCGUCGAGCGGGUCCAGAACACGACGCUGUUCCAGAGCUACCAGCUGAUGAAGAAGCAGCUGGAGGUGAAGAACAAACACAAGAAGAACGAGCGGCUGCUGUUCCACGGCACCGGGUCCACCUCCAUCGACCUCAUCAACAAGCAGGGCUUCAACCGCAGCUACGCAGGAGCUCACGGUGCCAUGUACGGGAACGGCUCGUACUUCGCGGUGAAUCCCACCUAUUCAGCACAAGGCUACGCCAAACCCGACGUCAGAGGCUACAAGCGCAUGUACCAGGCCCGGGUUCUGGUCGGAGACUUCACGCAGGGCCGAGCGGGCCUCCUCAGCCCUCCAGCCAAAAGUUCUGGCAACGCUACGGACCUGUACGACAGCGUCUCCGACAACACCGCCAAACCGACCAUGUUCGUCAUCUUCAAUGACAUCCAGGCGUACCCGGAGUACCUGGUCACCUUCACCUGAGUCCAUUCAUGUUCUGUUCUGUUUCUACUGAACUGUCACACCAUAUUAAAGUGGAAUAAUUCACAACAUAAACUACUGCUCCUCACUUCCUGUCAAAUAAAUAAUCAAACCAG
Molecule: messenger RNA, 5727 nt
Organism: Stegastes partitus (bicolor damselfish)
Lineage: Eukaryota; Metazoa; Chordata; Actinopteri; Pomacentridae
Product: poly [ADP-ribose] polymerase 14-like
Exons: 23
Coding region: 170-5614 (1814 amino acids)
Biological process (GO): protein poly-ADP-ribosylation; negative regulation of gene expression
Cellular component (GO): nucleus; cytoplasm
Molecular function (GO): NAD+ poly-ADP-ribosyltransferase activity; transcription corepressor activity
Source: RefSeq, a predicted model, not a curated record